UUGUGACUGGUUUGAUCCAGUCUUCUGAGCAUGCGCAAUCGGUGUAAACAGGAAGAAGCUGCGAAAACCAGGGAAAAUCUAGAAGACGAAUAUAUAUUCAACGGGGGAAAAAUCAUAACGUUAAUUGAUUACUCGUAAUUGUAUUAUUUUAGCGCACGAAUAUGUCAACGAAUAUUAUUCUGAAUGAAGUAUUUUAGCACAGCGGUACACGACGAUAGUCAGCAACGUUACAUUAGCUAGACUGUUUAUUUUUUACAGAUUGGCAACUAACUGAAGCUAGUAGCUGUCGUUUCGUUUUACUAGAAAAUAGUUUGCAAGAAUCUAAUUUGGACAGACAAGUCGAGCAAUAUUUUUUCACACUGCGGCCUGUGAACAACGCCGGGGAUUGUCAGUAAACUAACGUUACACGGUUCAUUUCCCCUCUCCUUUCAAGUCGCCCGGAUGGCCUGCUAACCUCCUAUUGUCGGAGUUUCGGGUCAGACUCCCCUCGUCCAAGCACGUUUUUUUCCCUAAACCCUGUCUGUUGCUAACUACGAGAACAGACAGUCUAUAGAAAUGGUUCAGAAAGGUAAGGCGGUGGUGGGGACGUCUCAAGUGGAGGUUGAGGCGAGCCCAAGCUCGGGGCCGUCUGAGGCUGGUUCAGAAGCCCCUGGCUCAGUGGAAGAACCGAGAAGCAUCGGGGCGGAACUAUCGUGCCGCAGGAAAUUCAUCAGUGGAGUCGUGGAGGGCUUCUACGGCCGGCCAUGGACAAUGGAACAAAGGAAAGAGCUGUUCAGGAGACAGCAGAAAUGGGGCUUGAACACAUACCUCUACGCGCCUAAAGAUGACUACAAACACAGGAUGUUCUGGAGAGAGAUGUACUCAGUAGAAGAAGCAGAACAACUGAUGACCCUGAUCAGUGCUGCAAAGGAGUAUGGGACCGAGUUCAUCUAUGCCAUCUCCCCAGGCCUAGACAUCACCUUCUCUAACCAGAAAGAAGUGUCCACACUCAAGAGGAAACUGGACCAGGUGACUCACUUUGGCUGCAAGUCAUUUGCCUUACUGUUUGACGACAUCGACCACAACAUGUGCCCCGCCGACAAGGAAGUGUUCAGCUCCUUCGCCCAUGCCCAGGUGUCCAUCACCAACGAGAUCUUUCAGUACCUGGGAGAGCCUGAGACCUUCCUCUUCUGCCCCACAGAGUACUGUGGAACGUUCUGCUACCCCAAUGUGGCCCAGUCUCCCUACCUGCACACAGUGGGAGAGAAGCUGCUGCCUGGUAUUGAAGUGCUGUGGACAGGUCCUAAGGUGGUAUCCAAAGACAUUACAGUGGAGUCCAUAGAGGAGGUCUCUAAGAUCCUGAAGAGAGCUCCGGUAAUCUGGGACAAUAUCCAUGCCAACGACUACGACCAGAAGCGUCUGUUCCUGGGGCCGUACAAGGGGCGCUCCACAGAGCUCAUCCCCCGCCUCAAGGGGGUUCUCACCAACCCCAACUGUGAGUUUGAGUCCAACUUCGUGGCCAUCCACACUCUGGCCACCUGGUACAAGUCCAACAUGAACGGAGUGCGCAAGGAUGUCACCAUGACGGAUGGAGAGGACAGUACUGUGUCUAUCCAGAUCAAGCUGGAGAAUGAGGGCAGUGAUGAGGAGUUAGAGACAGACAUGUUGUACAGCCCUCAACUGGCCCUGAAACUGGCCCUCACAGAGUGGCUGGGGGAGUUUGUAGUGCCUCACCAGUACAACAGUCGCCAGGUACCCCACAGCGGAGCUAAGAGUUCAGCUAUUGACGUGUCAUCACUAGGUGCUUCCUCCCUCUGCUCUGCUACUACAGUCACUACAGUGUUCCAACAGCCCAUCAUGACCCCCACAGGCGCCCCCGACCCCAACAACCACCCCAUGGCCAAGAGACUGCAACAACAAGAGGUGGAGGAGGUGGAUGUUGAGAAGAAGGAGUCUGACGAAGAGCCCAUGGAGAUGGUUGUGGAGAAACCAGAUGAGACGGAGCCAGAGUCAGACCCUGUAGCAGAGGCUGCAACUGAGACCAAGAGCAGCCUGGUCCUUAUAGACCAGAUGGCAGAGGAUCUGAAGCCCAUGGACACAGACAGGGAAGUCCUGGUUCCUGAGUCCAAGUCUCCAGAGGAGGACAUUGACAUGGCCCCCAUGCAGACAGACGAACAGCUCAAACAGGAUGUCUUUGUGCCUGGUCCCAAUGAGAAGGCAUUGUACAUGGCAGAGCCUCUCUCUCUGGAGGACCUGACCCUGCUAGCUGAGCUCUUCUACCUGCCCUAUGAAUACGGACCCAAAGCCCUGCACAUGCUCAAGGAGUUCAACUGGCUACGGGCCAAUAGCAGCACCGUCAGCGUCAACUGCGAGGGCAAGGAACCAGAGAAGGUUGUGGAGUGGAAGUCCCGGGCGGCGAAGUUUGAGGAGAUGUGUUGCUCGGUCAUCCAGAUGUUCACCAGGCUGUCUAAUUCAGCCAACCGCACCAUCCUCUACGACCUCUACCCCUACAUCUGGGACAUCAAGAGCAUCACCUCCAUGGUCAAGUCCUUUGUCCAGUGGCUAGGGUGCCGUAGUCAGGCCACUGCACAGUUCCUUAGUGGAGACCAAGAGCCUUGGGCCUUUAGGGGCGGUCUAGCAGGAGAGUUUCAGAGAUUGUUGCCAAUCGACGGGGCAAACGAUCUUUUCUUCCAGCCUCCUCCCGCACUGCCAACAUCCAAAAUCUAUUCCAUCAGGCCCUACUAUGCUAAAGAUGAGCAUGCGAUUUAUAAGAUCUGCAGAGAGAUGUACUCUGAAGGAGUGGAGGAACUGCCCUUCUCUGGAGAGGAGCCAGACCUCAUAGGCGACAGGUUAGUAGGAGGGUUCCUGAACCUGAGUCCAGACUAUGGGUUUGUCCUGGAGGACGAGGAGGGGAUCUGUGGUUACGCUCUGGGCACUGUGGACGUCAAGCCCUUUGUCAAGAAGUGUAAAAUGAGCUGGAUCCCCUCCAUGCAGGAGAAAUACAACAAGCCCGACUGCCAGAAGGACCUCUCUGAGGCUGAGAAGAUGAUGUUGAGUUUCCAUGAGGAGGAGGAGGGCCUCCCAGAAUCGUUCCUCUCCAACUUCCCGUCCCUCAUCAAAGUGGACAUCCAUGCCAAGGUCACCGACCCCAGCGUGGCCAAGAGCAUGAUGGGGUGCCUGCUCUCUUCCCUAAAGGCCAAUGGUUCCAUUGGUGCGUUCUGUGAGGUGCGUCAGGCAGACAAGAGGAUGAUGGACUUCUACAGUAAGCUUGGCUGCUUCGAGGUUGCCAAGAUGGAGGGCUUCCCCAAAGACAUAAUCAUCAUGGGCCGCAGCCUUUGAGAACAACUACAACAUCAUCAACACGGGACGCAGCUUCUGAGACAGUUAGCCUUGCUAACCAAGCAACCAUGGAGCUGUAUAGAAAGCUUAAGUCAGCCAGGCUAAGGAUCACUGUCUGUUACCUUUACAAAACAACCAAUACUUGAUGAUUUUAUACUUCAACCAGCUGGACUAGACAAGGCUAGAGGCAGCCUGUUUUUAGACAGUGUUCAGAAACAUCGCAUCUUGUACAGAUUCACUGUGCUGCCGCUAAAGGCCAAGAGCUCUGCCGGAUUGAAACAGAAUCCGAAACUGUUAAGAGCCACAGAGGUUAUCUGUAAAGCCCUGUGUGUGUUGAUUUGAGCCAAGAUGGCGGACGGUUUCCCUCUGUCUUUGGUCUCCAGAAUGGAGGUGAUGACUGUUCCCCGUGCGGCUGCAGGAAGUAGGAGCUGGUCAGGUGCCAUCCACUCCCAUUAGCCUUUCAGACCAUUCGACUUGACUGUCAGUAGCCGCGAGUGGGGGUCUGUCUGUGUCUCACGCAGACACAGUCAGGGGGUGUAUUGAGAUAUUACUCCAUCUGAAAUUGCUCCCCGUGUAACACAUUACUUUUGUCUGGUUAAAGGUAGUGCAGUGUAUAGAGAAUAGGGAGUUAUUUGAGACUUGGUAGUAGAUCAUGACACUACACCCUAGUAUAGGCCUAGCUGAUGGGGUGCUGGUUGGGGAAAAGGGGCCUUUAAAGUAUAUUACAGUUUUCUCCUGCACCACAGGUGGUCCUCCUAGCUAACAGAGUGGAGAGUGGUUUAUGAUUCCACCAAUACUGUUUUCUAGUGCAUCCAUUUCACUCUUGAGUUUGAAAAAUGGUAUCUUUCUGGUGUGUUACAGAUUCCUCAAUAGUUUACCUAACCAAGACAUGCAGAUGAAAUCAUAUGUUUGAGUGUUCGAGGAAACUUCUGAAGACUUAAGUAACGAGUUAUUUUCUUGAAACCCACCUGAGUAGAAAUGGAUAACCUUGAAGAGAGAGAAAGGAAUAUGUGGAAGUUGUCACUUAUGUUAUGGUUUGUUUAUUCCCUUAACCCUUUGCUUUUGGCCAUGUUUUUUACUAGGGAUGUAACGAUUUACCAAUACGCAUUGGUACCCGAUUUUAAAAUGUUUUAAGAUAUAAGUGUACGGGUCCACGGACCCCAAACCGAUCCAAAUGUAGCAUGCAUCGGUCAGAAAACGAUUUAAACGUUACAAAUUGCCGGUUCACCAAAAUGUUUUGCUCAUAUUACAUUCUUUCUACCUUCUGAAAAUACUUCUCAACUUUUGUGACAACUGAUGCGUCGUCUUUCCUUCAGUGUCGAACUGCAUGUAACUGUGUUGACAGUCAUUGAUCUACAAGUCAUUUUGCAUGCCGAACAACCCCAGGCAAUAUCAGUAGCCUAGUCAAACUGAUACCCUUUACAGACAGACUUUACGGUAUGUUGCCUGUUAAAAAUAAAAAUAAAAACAGGCAAUGUUUUUAGGGCACAAUUCAGUCACAUUUUUACCACAUUCUUGCCAGGAUAAGCCUUUUUUUAUAUCUCCCGUGCACAUGCCGGCAAGUGUGGGAGUAGACGUGGGGCCAAUGUGGGUGGACAUCCUAUUUUAAUAAAUCCAUUGAAUAUACUCCAUCACAAAUAAAUCCAUUAUUAAUUAGUUUUAGGCUGGACCUAAGAAACAAAACCCAUUUUUUCCCCAAAAAUAAUAGAAUGCCAUGUUUUGAGUUUAAUUUUGUUACUGGUCUGUGCGGCCUAUAUGGCUGUGGCAUGCACGUGAAAUCAAUAUUUAUUUUGUUAAUUAAACAGACGAAACAUACUUGGGCUACAUUAUUGCGUGCUAAAUGUUUCUGAUCAGUGAUGGAUGAGCAAACCGAUCGAUGAGCUAUACCACCUCCACUUAUUUUCCCAGCCAGAGAAUUAACCAAAUAUACAGACGAGAUUCAGUGAAACAAAAUCACAUUGAUUGAUUAAGACAAGUCACAGGCUUUUGGUCGGGAGUAGGCCUAGGCUACUAGGCGACUGCCAGUGAAGAGCAAAAUAAUUCACUUGUUAAGCUACAUAACAUGCUGGCAAAAUGUUCUGAUUGGUGCUAAUAAAUGACCCAACCAGACAAGAUGAUCAUGAGCAGCACUCACCUCAACUUAGCUAACAUUACCACAGCCUAAUUGUAGUUAACCAAUAUCCAGAGGUUCGGUGAAAAUAAAAAUCUGACAUUGAUUUAUCAAGACCCCAUGCUUGUCUCAAAGCAGUGCGAAACGGUGUUGAAAUAGUUGACCACACGCAUGUAGGCUGCUGCGUCAAUGAAAUGUAUUAUAACAGUUGGAUGACUGGGAGUUUCAGUAAGCAACAAUUUGAUGCCUUCAAUUGGAUUAGCCUACUUUAUUCCAAUAUUUUUGUCAUUCGGUGAUGUCUAUUCCAACGAUAAUUCUUUAUGGAUCCAUCCAGUUAUAGUUAAGGAUACUGUGUAUAUGGUGGGCUAUGCGAAGAUGGGUGAAGUGACAUGUCUCGCAAAGUUCAGAACUGCCAGGAUGAUAGUAGUAACUGUUGGUGCCUAGCAACCAUCAAGAACUUAAGAGCGUGCCAAUGCCGCCUCAACACUACGGCUACAUUUCAUACUAAGCCGUAGGCAGAACUGUACCGCAACCAAGUCGCCAGCAAUACCUUUCAUAUAUAAAGAGAAGUCAGCAAAAAGUUAUCGGGAUGCUAAAUGAAAAAGCGGAAAAACAUCUUGGUUUGGAAGGUGUAUGAGAAGGGUGCAAUUGCGGCCCGCAAUUCGUGGAGUUCCUGUAUGUUGGUAUUCCUGCUUCUGCAUAUUCAGGAUAAGAAUGCCCACAUUCAGGAAUGCCCCAAAUUGCAGGCUGCAUUCACACACUGUUGGUCAAACUGCGCACAGUGCCCAGUUUUGCACAAGGUAGGCGACCUGUUCCUGCUCUUGCACAUCUGUGCGGCACCUUCAGCGUGCAAAUGCUGAAAUGGCUUGCAUGAUAUUAGGCUUUAUUAGUUGAGUGACAACCUAUGUAAUUUGCUACGUUAUUGCUAUCUAUGUGCUGUUGAAAAUUGUGUUUUACCGGAAUAAAAGUAAGCUACCAGAGACAACUCAUCUGGCUAUACCUGCUGAACAGGGCUUACACUAGAUUUUGUUUUGAUUAUUCAGGUUCACCAUCAGCAAUAGUUUUGAUAGUUUUACUUUAAACAAUCAGUGUAGAUGGUCAUUUUUAGAUAUACAGGGUAAAUUUGAUAAUUUCAUGACAAGGACACCAAUCACUUUUGCGAGGCAUGGUCGACGCAAGAGGAUAUCACUCCAAAUGGUCAAAACCAUUUGAUUUUGAAAGAAAGUUGUGCUAUAUAUUCAUUGCCUAUGUCAUAGCUAAUUUGUGAACAAUAAAUAUUGAUACAUUGCUAGCUCUAACACUUAAUCUGCUAAAUUUCUCAAUUUUGAUUUCAGAAACAGUGGGGGGACAAAAAACAUGCCCCCCCCCCCCCCCCCCCCCCCCCCCCCCCCCCAAUCUGGUAGUGGGUUGGUAGAUGCCUAGUCUCCUUUAUGGCUCAUCUCAGGUGCCUGCAUAGUACAUACACCGCAUAGAAAUACAUAAUUUACACAAACACACACACACAGAGGCCCAGCUCAUUAGCUCCAUCAACAGCAGAUUUUAAUUUAGAAUGGAAAAUGAAUGUGUUUAUGCAACAAAUGUUAGUGCAUCGCCUCGACCGAAUCGCAUCGAUUCGUUCUCUAAUCAAACCUAAUGGCACAGAAUUGUUUCAAACUAAAACGUAUCGUUCCUGUAUCGUAUCUAGAUACGUAUAGAAUCGUCUUAAAAAGGAAAGAUGCACAUCCCUAUUUUUUACAGUAUGUUUAUAUAUUGCUUUUGUAUUGCCUUUUGGUUCAUUGCCUUUCUAUAUGAUUUUUCUACCUGUGGAUAUCUCCAAGGGCCCUAUUGCCCUGUACUGUAGCUCACAGGUGAUUAUCACACACUCUUAUCUACUGUCAAUCCACCUGACAUAUACAUAAGGGGACUUGAGAAUGGGUGGGUUCAUUUUAGAUUACUUGGUGCCCAGGGUGGGCUGAGUUUUGACAUUUAAUUACCAUGGAAUAAUCUACCUUCCGGUACCCCAGGCGAGCUAAAAAUGAACGCACCUUGCCUCAAGGGUGGGUCAUCUGCUCUGAAAGGUCUCUAGAUUCAGUCACAAAUCCAGUGCUCUGGCUCUUAAGCCAAGAGAGAUGAGCCAAAUCUUAAUGUUAGAAAAUGUGAAAAUAGGACGAAACAGUUUGCAGAUGCUUUAGCACUCCCACUAUAAUACAGCUGCUCUAUUUCUCAACUUCCCAUGAUGUGCUGAGGAAUGCUAACCACUAACCAUAAUCUUAUCCAGGACAUCAUGUUCAGUUAGAAAUAUACUGUGUAGAACAGACGCGAUUCCAUGCAAAGCAGAAUGAGGAACCAUGUCGGCUCUGUACGCCACAUUUCUAUCUGCAACGUCCUACAACUUUGCACUCACUUGAAUACCAUUGCUGCCCUUCUUAGGGUUGUUAAGCUAGAGUGACAUUGACUGACUACCUUCACUGGCCCUGGCUGUGUCAAGAGAAAUGGAGGGAGUGAUAUACUAUACCUGGGCCUUUUGUAUCUACAUAUGUGUUAAAUGUUUUAUACUCAGUGUUUCUCAUUUUGCUGUUUUUGUUUAUGUAAAGCGAGUAAAAAGCACUUUGAUCCUAACAUGAAGCCUUCUCUUUGUAACAGGAGGAUCAGCCGUAGCUCAUGUUGCUUUGUCCUAGCUGCCUGCCAAUGUGAUGUUUUGAUACUGCUACAUACAGUACAUCUGUGCUGUGCAUGAUGCUUAUUAGAUUUGUUUGGUUUAGCAAACAUCAGCAGAAAAAAAUCACAUCCAUAUUACAGUCUAGUUCACCGGGGGUAGUUGAUAGCUUGAUGCCCUUCCUCAACCUAUGACGUCACCGCAGACAAUAGACAAGUCAAUUAAACCCUGUAAAGGAAUAGGGGGGAAAUAAGACAAGUAUUUGGUUAGCUCAUUUUUGUUUUCUGAUUUUUGUCAUUUCUCAAUGAGCACAAGCCUGAAUCAGUUGAAACAUUUUAAACAGUAGUUAGAUUGAAGUAUUUGUCUUCUCUAUUCAACACGUCACCCUCCGUACUAUGUUAUUCUGUGGUGGUCAAGUAAAUUUCCCAGAGAGAAUAAAACAUGUAUCCUUCCAGUUCUCCACUGAUAUUGAAGGAUUCACUUUUCCAUAACGUCAGACAUUUUGUCAUUGCUUGUGCUAUUGUGACGACUGCUUUUUUUUCUGCCUCCUGAUUUUGAAAGUAUAGCUGCAGUUGAAAGGGAUUAUUGUAGGCCUGCAUUUGAUGAUACAUACAUAGGGACAUAGGUUUUUUUGAGGGGGCCGUUUACUGAUAAUGUAACUCAUUUCUGUAAAAUGUGUAUGUAAAAGGAAAAUGAUGGUUUAUAAUAUUAAUAAACAAUGUAAAAAGUG
This is a messenger RNA of Salvelinus fontinalis (brook trout), 8793 nucleotides long. Its product is annotated as protein O-GlcNAcase-like. Lineage: Eukaryota; Metazoa; Chordata; Actinopteri; Salmoniformes; Salmonidae. The record is from RefSeq and is a predicted model, not a curated record. Gene Ontology annotation, molecular function: beta-N-acetylglucosaminidase activity. The coding region runs from base 556 to 3318 and encodes 920 amino acids. Gene Ontology annotation, biological process: glycoprotein metabolic process. The transcript has 18 exons.